Molecule: messenger RNA, 280 nt
Organism: Candidula unifasciata
Lineage: Eukaryota; Metazoa; Mollusca; Gastropoda; Stylommatophora; Geomitridae
Source: the annotation of a GenBank genome assembly
GAAGAUCAACCGGAUAUUCAUCAUUUCCAACACCAGCGACGUCUCUGUCUGCAGCCAGCACGCUUGGCUGAUUGUCGAAGACCUGGCCAGCAGCGUCUGCUACUGGUCGUCCAUGCUCCACUGGCCUCGCAUCCUCUAUAGCGCCUACAAUCAUCAGGUCGACUUCAACAACAGAAGCCAGUUGUACCGGGAGGCGGACAUCUUGGUGGUGUUUAUCAAGUUCCUCAAAGAGCCUGCACGUAAUCCACGCGUGAGGGAAAGACGCCGGAGCCGUGCUUGA